ACUCGAAUGAACGUGUUUUGGUACGCCUUGUGGAUGGUGUGCUUGUGCGAUGGGAUGUAUAUUUUAAGCACCCAUUCACGGCUUGAUUAUCUCAGCUGUUUAGUGUACGAUCAACUUGAGGUGCUUUGAUAAUGUGUUUAUGAUCGUCUAUUUAUCAUCAUUCAGUUCUGCAGUCUUCUACAAAACACUUCAGUAGUGAUGCAAAUUCAUAAAAUGUUAUAAUUCAGUGCUUCUUAAAAAAGUGAUUUGAAAUCAAAGUGAUCUUUGGUACUUGAUAAUUAUGUAAAUGCUGUGUGUUCUUUAUCCAUAUAAUCACUCAAAUCAAACGAGUAACAAAAGAUAGCGUGAGAGUAGACUUUUGGCUGCGCCUCGUGAUACGGGACACAUCGAUCGUCAUGGGCUGGAGCUGCUGGCAGAAGGGUAAACGAGGAAUGACCGUGUCGGUUUUUUUCUUCGGGAGCAUCUGCCUAUCGGUGAUGCUCGCUUAUCUGGUGUUUGGCGAUAGUACUGACGACGAAGGGUUUCGUACGCUUCGAAUGACUGCCAUUAUGUUCAGGCACGGAGAUCGUUCACCGACUGAGUUUUAUCCAAACGAUCCUCAUCGUAAUCACCAAUGGACCGGGGGUUUGGGUGCAUUGUCAGAGACAGGUUCCAAGCAGAUGUACAACUUGGGGAAAAAUCUGCGCCUUCGGUACUAUCGUUUACUACCUCCGAAUGGGCUUUACUCCAAGGACCAUAUGUACAUUGUUAGCAGCUACGCCGAACGGUGCAUAAUGAGCGCGCAAAGUUUUAUGGCUGGAUUUUUGCCGCCUUUGGAAAACACAAAUCCGUUGCCUAUCCCAUGGCAGCCGGCAGCCAUAAACACCAUUCCUCGGGAUCGAGAUACGAUCAUGGCCCAGAAGAAACCCUGCCCACGAUACGAACAAUCGCUCCAGCGUUUGAUGGGUUAUCCACCGAAGGACAUUCGCGAUCUGAACGAGAAGAAUGCAGCACUCUAUAAAACAUUAACGCAAUCAACCGGACAAAACAUUAGCACCAUCCUGGACGUGGAACUGCUCUACAACACGCUGGAAAUCGAAAAGAACGCCGGCCUCGAACUUCCGGACUGGACCGAAACUAUCUUCCCCGACAAAAUGCUGCCGCUGGCGGAGCGCAGCUUGGCACUCUUCACCGAGACCCCGUUGAUGAAGAAAAUCAAGGGCGGGGCCAUCAUCAGUGAACUGUUGGACAAUAUGAUUCGCAAACGAUCGGGCAUUCUGAUGCCGGAGCGAUCGAUCUUCAUCUACUCGGCGCAUGACGUUACGCUGGUGAACCUGAUGCGUACACUGAAUGUAAUUGACCAGACCACGGGAAAGCCGGACUUCUCGGCCACGAUCGUUUUCGAGCUGCACCAUAGCAUUACGUUUGACGACGAUUUCGAGGUGAAAAUCUAUUACUUCUUCAACAGCGAGGACAAGUAUCCGAAGGACAUCAGCAUACCAAACUGCGGGCAUCCCUGCUCGCUUACCAAGUUCAGCGAGUUGAUGGAGACGGUCCGACUGAAGAACUACGAUGAAAUGUGUGCGAUAGUUUGAUUCUUGUUUCAAAUGUGGUUGAUACUUCUUGAUAUUGUUAGCUAGUGUAAUUAUUACGAUCUGAGCUUUAGAUUUUAUAUUGUUACCACCUGAAACGGUUAUCCUCAAUGUUGCGAUCUUCUUAUAGUUGAUGUUUAUUAAAUGAAUUUAUUGUGAAAAUU
This is a messenger RNA of Armigeres subalbatus, 1735 nucleotides long. RefSeq names its product lysosomal acid phosphatase. The record is from RefSeq and is a predicted model, not a curated record. The transcript is spliced from 3 exons. Lineage: Eukaryota; Metazoa; Arthropoda; Insecta; Diptera; Culicidae. Gene Ontology annotation, biological process: dephosphorylation. The coding region runs from base 396 to 1574 and encodes 392 amino acids. Gene Ontology annotation, molecular function: phosphatase activity.